AUGGCGACUCUUCAGCCGCCAGUAGAGUAUGUAGAUGUACUCGUGGUAGGUGGAGGACCGGUGGGCCUCAUAACCGCCUACCAACUCGCACGUAACCUCCCCCAACCUACCCACCGCAUCAAAAUCAUCGAGCAAUACCCAAAAUCCUCCCAAGACAACUAUGGUCGCGCCAUCACCCUCUUCCCCCGCAGCUCCGAGAUGCUUGACCAGCUUGGUCUUGCUGAUUCACUUGCGCAACAGUGUUUUGCGUGCCGCGAGACAGUCAACUACGACAAAUAUGGCAACGAGGUCGAAGGAAGAGGCUGGGCGUUCAUGCAGAACAUGAAGGACACAAAGUGGGACUUUGCACUGGUGCUACGGCAGAAAUACCAGGAAGAGGUGUUUAGGAAAGCGUUGACGAGAGAGGGCGUCCAACUCGAUGCGCCGUAUACAUUAGUGGGUGUUGAGGUGAUACAAGGGGUUGAGAUGGGCGGCCACAGGGUGCUGGCUACCAUCAAACAUGGCUCGACCAAGGCUAAGAGCGUGGUCAAGUGUCGAUAUCUUGUCGGCGCAGACGGCGGUCGAUCAUUUGUACGGCGAGCUAUGAACAUCCCCUUUGACGGCUCCUCGAGCGAAGACAAAUGGGUUCGCGUUGACGGCGUCAUCGAAACCGACCUCCCCAAGCCACGAACCUACUGCGCCAUCGAAUCACCUACCCACGGAAAUGUCCUCUGGGCCGCGCUAGACCGAGGCGCAACGCGCAUCGGCUUCGCAUUCACAGCCGAGCGCCAGAAAGCGUAUAAAGUCUUCGACGAAGCUGCCGCUGUGAAAGAAGCCAUUGCAUCUGUUAAGCCAUUCAACCUUUCAUUUAAACAAGUAGACUGGUGGACUAUCUACGUCGUCGGGCAGCGCAUCGCCCGUUCCUUCUUCGUAGACGACUCUAUCUUCCUCGCUGGUGACGCAUGCCAUACGCACAGUUCGGGCGCAGCGCAAGGCAUGAACACCGGCAUGCACGAUGCUGUAAACCUAGGCUGGAAACUCUCCCUCGUCCUCCGGGGUCUUGCUAAACCGGACCUCUUGCAUUCGUACGAAGCGGAACGGCUGCCUAAUGUACAGCGGUUGAUUAAUUAUGACAAGGAAAUUUCGCGCCUCAUGACAAUGCAGCUGCCAAAGGGUUGGACGGGCGAUCCGGACGCGGAUCCGAAUGAGAUACUGGGUGUAGUCAUGGCGGAAGCGGCGACAUUUAGUAGUGGGUUGGGUAUCUACUAUGAACCGGAUUCUUACUUGAACCUUAUGCAGAGUUCGGGUGUGUCGUCGGUGCAGCCUGGUCAGCGCGCACCAGAUGUUAAGUUGCGGAAACCUGCCACGUUCGAAUUUACGCGACUGCAAACCGAGACACCGAAUACGGCCACGUUCUAUGUUGUGCUUUUCGCUGGGGAGGUCGCGCGCACGAAAAUUGCUUUGGGAUCGUUUACGGCAGCGAUCGAGAAGCUCUCUUGGCUGAGUGAUUCAGACGCUCCUGUAUCAUGCUUUUCUAUCAUCGCAGGACCAGGUGGGCCGUCAGCGUAUGAGACAUUGGGUGGUUUGCCUUUUGGUCGUGUGUUUUAUGAUGAAGAUUGUAGUGCGCAUUUGAGGUACGGUGUUGCAGCUGAGAAGGGGGCUGUGGUGGUGUUGCGACCCGAUGGGUGGGUGGGUACGAUUGUGGAACUAGGUGAGAGUGCGGGGGAGAAAUUGUUGAGGUAUUUUGGGCAGUUUUUGGUUGCUGCUGUGAGGAACAACAAGGCUGGGGCGAAGUUGUAA
Alternaria arborescens is the source of this 1779-nucleotide messenger RNA. RefSeq lists its product as hypothetical. The coding region runs from base 1 to 1779 and encodes 592 amino acids. The transcript has 3 exons. The record is from RefSeq and is a predicted model, not a curated record. Lineage: Eukaryota; Fungi; Ascomycota; Dothideomycetes; Pleosporales; Pleosporaceae. Gene Ontology annotation, molecular function: FAD binding.